AGGCACAUGGCCUGUGCUGUUUAUUAUGUGUAAAUAAAAUUUUGUCCCUUGCCAUACCCACUCAUCAUUGCAGAGGAUCCAAACUCAUGAUCCAUUAAUAAAUUAGUACCGGCACUAUAGGAUUCCUCUUGCCUGUGUCAUUGCCAACACUGCUAUAUAAAUGGCUUAGGGAGGAACACUCAUAGAGAUCCAGAACUGAACACCAGUAGUAUAGGAGAUAUAUCAUCUAGCUAGCAAUGGCUGCCCGCAAUGGUAGCAGGAGGACAAAGACGGAGCAGUGGCUGUUCAGUGGGAGAUGGAGGGGAACUGUCAAAGAGACACGACAUGCUGUUGCCUCUGAGGAUAAGCCUCCAAAUCCCGCCAUGGUUCAGAAGGAUGAGGAUAUCUGCCUUGAGAAGUCUAGAGUGCAUCUGCCUGGUCUGGGACAGAGGGAGAUCAUUGACAUAGCACCUGGGAGGAAAUCGAUGCCGGAGAUGGAGAUCAACAUGAAGGAAGUUGUUGCGGUGCUGGGGGUGAAGGUGAUGGCUGCAGACAUGCCACCAUUCAUGCAGUUGCAUGCAUUCCGAUGUGCUAAGCGAUCCCAUGAUAGCUUGGACAAGUUCAGUUCAAGGCAGGUGGCCCAUGACGUGAAGAAGGAGUUUGAUAAAGUGUAUGGUCCUACAUGGCACUGCAUCGUCGGUACAAGCUACGGUUCUUUCGUGACACAUUCCAGAGGUUGCUUUCUCUACUUCUCCAUGGACAAGAUCAUCGUGAUGCUAUUCAAAACCAAGAUCAGAAAAGUGUCAGCAUCUUGAGCCUUUGCAAUAAGAUGGAUUAUUAUCUCUGUCCCAUUACUCAUUCACCUUCAUGGUGACUGGUUAUAGUCAGGAUAUGAUUGUGAGGUUGGAGGUUGGGAACAGAAGAGCCAGCCAACCUCAACUAUAUGGUUGUUAUUUGUGAGGUGCAACUACUGAACAUGGCACCGUAAUGCUCUGCACUUGUAUAUUGAAUUAACAGUUGAAAAAGGGCGAUGAUUAAUGGACAGCUCUGACAAGAUACAGCGAUCACCGUCAGGAUCACGUUGUAAGAUUCCUAAUUAGUAGAUCGAGUCGUCUCAGUCAGGACAUGACUUGGUCAUCAUUUGUAGAUUAAUCAAGAGGUUUCCCGUUCAGUACUGGACAGCUGGAACAAGAAAUUCUGUCACGCAGCAUGUGACAAUCAAUCGACAGGCUUAACAGGGAGAGUUCUUAACAUUUCUUCCAUGGACAGUCGUAUUAGGUCCAUUGCUUUGUGAUUUUGAUUUUUUAGAA
This is a messenger RNA of Lolium rigidum, 1289 nucleotides long. RefSeq lists its product as uncharacterized. The record is from RefSeq and is a predicted model, not a curated record. NCBI's taxonomy places the organism in Eukaryota, Viridiplantae, Streptophyta, Magnoliopsida, Poales, Poaceae. Gene Ontology annotation, molecular function: dynein light intermediate chain binding; dynein intermediate chain binding. Gene Ontology annotation, cellular component: dynein complex. The coding region runs from base 237 to 794 and encodes 185 amino acids. Gene Ontology annotation, biological process: microtubule-based process. The transcript has 2 exons.